GGGGCAGAUUGCUGAGGGUUUCGAGAUCUUCAAUACUGCUUUUGGUGCACAUGGGGGUGGAGGUAGGCUUGGGGAAACAGGUUCGAUCCAAGAACCGAGGGUUAAGGCGCAGACGAGCCUAGUGGCAGCUUGUGACCAAGAGAGGGCGCCUGGAACACCUAGGCCUGUUCCCACCUCCUGCCCAGCCCCUUUCCUACUGCUCUCCCCACCCGCCAACAGCACACGCCAUUCUCCUGCGGAAGACCACGCACAUUUUCAGGCACAUCACCAUCGGGCAUGGCCAAUGUGGAGCCGCGUGAAGGCACCAUCCAGGUGCGGGGCCAGAGUCUUUUCUUCAGAGAGGCCCGGCCUGGCAAUGGGCAGGCUGUCCGCUUCUCUGUGCUGCUGUUGCAUGGUAUCCGCUUCUCCUCUGAGACUUGGCAGAACCUGGGUACUCUGCAUAGGCUGGCUGAGGCUGGCUACAGGGCUGUGGCCAUUGAUCUGCCAGGUCUUGGGCGAUCCAAGGAAGCAGCAGCCCCUGCCCCUAUUGGGGAACUGGCCCCUGGCAGCUUCCUAGCUGCCGUGGUGGAUGCCUUGGAGCUGGGAUCCUCAGUUGUGAUCAGUCCAUCAUUAAGUGGCAUGUAUGCGCUACCCUUCCUCGUGGCCCCUGAGUCCCAGCUCCGGGGCUAUGUACCGGUGGCUCCUAUCUGCACAGACAAGAUCAAUGCUGCUGACUACGCCCGUGUGAAGACUCCGGCUCUCAUUGUAUAUGGAGACCAGGACCCCAUGGGCUCCUCCAGCUUUCAACACCUGAAGCAGCUGCCCAACCACAGAGUGCUGGUCAUGGAAGGGGCGGGGCAUCCCUGUUACUUGGACAAGCCGGAUGAGUGGCAUACGGGGCUUCUGGACUUCCUGCAGGAGCUAGCUUGAGACUGAGUCCGGCUGAUAGACAGACUGACCGCCUGCUCUAGGAUCUCUUACUGUCUUCUGGUCUCUGGCUUGUGCCUCACCUGCAACAGGUCUGUCUAUGCAUCUGUCUGUCUUGCUGUCCUUUCUGCUUUUCUCUCGCAGGGACAGAUCAGAUCAAGGAGGUAAAAUCAAGUGGGAAAAGCCUUGGAUUCAAGGAGAGAACUCUGAUUGUGGGUAAUCCAUGAGCUUCUCCUACAGGCUUCCGCUUGGCUCUCACUCCUGCCUUACUUUACUUUCUGAUCCAUCUCCCUCUUGAGCUGCUCUACAGAGAAGUCCAUUCCUUUUGCUCCCCUACCCUUAAGGCCACCGAUAACACACGUGUAUGCUUGUUUAGAUUUAUCCCACACCCAAACAGAACCUCUCCCUUGGGAGCAGCACAGGGGUCCACAUGAUUGGCCCGAUGCCACAUUCUUGUGUAGCAUUGCAUCUCACGCUGACACAGGUACAUGUGCUGUUCCCCCGAACGAAGGAGGGAGUCUUUGUAAGAGAUUCAUUUGCCAGAAUAAAAAUGUAAGCACCCCUUAGGUUUCUCUUACCAACCCCUUGCAACUGGUCCCAGACCAGAAUUGCUUCCUCAGAAGGGAAGGUGCACCUCUCUCUGCUUUUCAACCUCCCCGUUUUUCUUUUCCCCUUCUUCUUGGGGGCUGCACGCCUCCCCUGGUCAUCAAGCAUGAAUCUUCUCAGCCAAGCCCAUUUCCUGCUCUGAGGUUUGGGAGUGGGAUAGGGAGACCGACUACGGAGGUCCCUGGAAUAAAGUGAUACAAUUAGACCUCA
Messenger RNA from Rattus rattus (black rat), 1722 nucleotides. RefSeq names its product abhydrolase domain containing 14B (gene Abhd14b). The transcript has 4 exons. Lineage: Eukaryota; Metazoa; Chordata; Mammalia; Rodentia; Muridae. The record is from RefSeq and is a predicted model, not a curated record. Gene Ontology annotation, cellular component: cytoplasm. The coding region runs from base 277 to 909 and encodes 210 amino acids.